AAAAGACUAUAUAGAAUUCGUCACUGAAUUCCCAUGUUUAUUGGGACACCCUGUAUAAUCUAAGGGUUUUCAUGUUAAUACAACUACAAACUUCUCUUCUUUGUACGUUAUAAAUAAACAAACCAACAAAAAGCUAAAAAAAUUGAGGAUUUCUCUAUUUUUUGUAAAACAUUUUUUGGUAAGAAAAUUUUCCAUCCUUUACAAGGGAUUCACGUCACCAUAUAUUCAAUUUCUAUAUAUGCUACAUUGGAUAUUUCAGAAAUAUGCCUUUUUAGCUCAGCCAAUUUAACGAUGUUGUUUUAAAUGUUUUUUCUGAUUUCAAUGUUAGUAGAUUAAAUACUAAUGUUCUAUGCUCGGAUGAGAAAGCUACUAUCUACAUGUAGGUUUUAAGCCCUUUUCCAUUAACUUUUUCUAUAAAUAUGAACAUCUUUUUUUGAACAAUAGGAGGAAUCAGUUACAGAAGACAUAGAAGCGUUGAUAAUUUUCUCCUUCCUUAUACCAGGUGUUGCAUUUGUCACCAACAAAAAGCUCCGAAACUACCUAAGAAGAGGAUUUCAAACCUACAACCUAAUAAUUGACAUCUAUGGACACUGGAGGGUUUGCGGGUCUGACCACAAAGCAGUUUAUCCAAUGGUAAGGCCCAGUGAUGCAGUUCAACAAAUCCUCAGAUCUGAUCAAAGACGGAAAAUUCCAAGAUCUGCAAUAACCCCUGCAGGGAACAGAGCUCCAAAUAUCACAUUUGGAAACACUUCACCAAACAUUAGAAUUGGUAAGACUCCAUCAAAUCUGAACACACUGAGUGGAAAUAGUCUCAUGGUUGAAUCUGAGUAUUUUUCACUCAACACAAGAUAUGAUAUUCCCCUCACCACAAGAUCUCUCAGUAUCUGUUCUGAAGAUAUUUCACCAACCAAAAUAUCUCCUAGUAUUCAGUCCGGAGAUAUUCCACAAACCAAAAUAUCUCCUAUUAUCCUGUCCGGAGAUAUUCCACCAACCAAAAGAUCUCUCAGCAUACUGUCUGUAGAUGUUCUGCCAGACAGAAGAUCACCUAGUAUUGGAUCUGUAGAUGCUCCACCAUCCAGAAGAUCUCCAAGCAUCUGGCCUGAAUAUAUUCUUCCUUAUAAUAGCUCUCCCAGUAUCAGGUCUGUAGAUAUUCUUCCUUAUAAUAGCUCUCCAAGUAUCCGGUCUGUAGAUGUUCCACCAACCAGAAGAUCUCCCAGCAUCUGGUCUGAAGAUAUUCUUCCUUAUAAUAGCUCUCCCAGUAUCAGGUCUGGAGAUAUUACACCAAUAAGAACAUUUCCCAAUACUCUGCCAAGUCAUAGAUCCCUUAGAAUUCCCACAUGUACAAUAUCUCUUAGAAGUCCAAAUUCUGAAGCCACUUCAGAAAAUACUACAGCAAACCCUUCUGUACUUCCUGCCGUGUUUGUGACCCUUCCACUGAGAGUAAAUUCCCCAGCCCCCCAGAGCAAAAGCUUCAAAGAUUCAGCAUCAAAUGGCCAGAGAGAAAUAUCUACAAACACACCAAACAGAAGAUCUGCAUUCCCCAAUGUAGAAUCUAGUAGUACUUCCAAAGAUGCAAGCACUGAAAAUAUUCUACUGAGUCUGCUAUCUCAAAAAGCAUCAAAAGUUUCCAAACCGCCUGCUACCAAAAAUUCUUUAAAUAAAUUGGAAGAUUGUGAACAGAAUAACUCAGGAACAGAGAGAAGAUCUCCAAGUGCAAAUUCAGUCAGAUACAUUUCCCAAAUACUAGUUCAAACAGGAGCUUUACCAGCAAUCAAAAGUUCUGACGGAAUGAAAACACAAACAUUUGAUAACAAUAUUCCAGGACAGAUAUUUUACAACUCAGAUAGUGAGCAUUGAGUCUCGGGAUCAAGAGCUUUUACCUGAAGAAUUGAGAAAAAGUAUAACGGUUAAACAUUUAGAAGAGAUGCUACAUUGAAUAUUUCAGAAAUAUGCCUUGGGAGAUCAGCCAAUUUAACGAUGUUGUUUCAAAUAUUUUGUCUGAUUUCAAUGUUAGUAGAUAAAAUACUUAUGUUCUAUGCUCGGAUGAGUGAGCUACUAUCUACAUGUAGGUUCUAAGCCCUUUUCCAUUGAAUUGCUACGACUGUCUCUCAACAUUUUACUGGUCAAAACUUUAGUUGGAGCUCUGCCCUUCAAUGUCGGACCAUGGCAUAGUAGUAGGGUUUCAAAAUUUAAGUUUAAUCGCUUAAUUUCACAAAAUUUUCAUUCCGCCAACAAAAAAAUGAGAUCAAAAACAAAAGUGUUGAUCACUUUCUUGCAAAUUUUCAUUGAAACUGUUCAGAAUAAUAGUAUACCUAAAAUUAC
Eurytemora carolleeae is the source of this 2322-nucleotide messenger RNA. RefSeq names its product signaling mucin HKR1. The record is from RefSeq and is a predicted model, not a curated record. NCBI's taxonomy places the organism in Eukaryota, Metazoa, Arthropoda, Copepoda, Calanoida, Temoridae. The transcript is spliced from 5 exons. Bases 631 to 1857 code for a protein of 408 amino acids.